CAAGCAGUGGCACAACAGGUGGCUGAAGAUAAAUUUGUAUUUGAUUUGCCUGACUAUGAAAACAUCAACCACGUAGUGGUCUUUAUGCUGGGAACCAUCCCAUUUCCAGAGGGCAUGGGAGGAUCUGUCUAUUUCUGCUAUCCUGACCAGAGUGGGAUGGCAGUGUGGCAGCUGCUGGGAUUCGUCACCAAUGAGAAACCAAGUGCCAUCUUCAAAAUUUCUGGUCUAAAAUCUGGGAAAGGGAGCCAACACCCCUUUGGUGCAAUGAACCUUCCUCAGACGCCGUCUGUAGCCCAGAUCGGAAUCUCGGUGGAAUUGCUGGAAAACUUGGCCCAGCAAACUCCUGUCGCUAGUGCUGCUGUAUCAUCAGUAGACUCAUUCACUGAGUUUACUCAGAAGAUGCUGGAUAACUUCUAUAACUUUGCUUCGUCGUUUGCUGUCACUCAGGCUCAGAUGACGCCAAAUCCCUCUGAAGCUUUCAUUCCUGCUAAUGUAGUUCUUAAAUGGAGUUUUUAUUAGCACCUGCUGUAUACUAUGUACUGCACAAAUGAAAAGGGAGGAAAAUCCCUGGAAGAGAAGCAUAGUAGAAGACAGUGGCCAGAGCAGGAAUUAAUCAUGUCUUUGAAAGUUUGUUGUGGGGGUUAAUAUUGUAAAUGAAAACUCGAUGCAGCUAAAAGCAAGAUCAAUGUAAGCAUUCUCUGUAAACUGGUAAGAAUUGUUUAAUCUCUUAUUCUGAUUACAGCCACAUCAAGUAGUUUCAUUUUGACCCUACUACCUGCCAGGGAGAAGUGUCACUUUAGUCUAUUUGUUCUGUAAAGUUUUUU
Gavialis gangeticus (Gharial) is the source of this 824-nucleotide messenger RNA. It is a transcript of the gene HIKESHI, whose product is annotated as Hikeshi, heat shock protein nuclear import factor. The coding region runs from base 85 to 519 and encodes 144 amino acids. The record is from RefSeq and is a predicted model, not a curated record. Gene Ontology annotation, molecular function: nuclear import signal receptor activity; Hsp70 protein binding. NCBI's taxonomy places the organism in Eukaryota, Metazoa, Chordata, Crocodylia, Gavialidae. Gene Ontology annotation, biological process: protein import into nucleus. Gene Ontology annotation, cellular component: cytosol; nucleus. The transcript has 4 exons.